AUGGCUCACUUCAAGACUUUAUUUCUUCUCAGCCUUCUCUUUGCUGUAGUUCUUGUGAACUCUUACAGAGCUUCUGCUGAUAAUGAGCCCGGGGUUGCCCAAACUCAGGGUGGUGCGCAAGUGGACAACCAUGGAGGCGGAGACGGACGUAGGCCUAUAUGGCGUCGUUGCCGCUAUCCACACUGCAAGGAGGGGGUCCACGGGGAUGAGACUCAUCAAGCCGAGACUCAGACUAAAUCUGGAGAAACUGAGAGUACUAAUACAAAUGAAAGUGGAGAUGGUCACAAGCCGUACAAACCAAAGCACUGCAAAUAUUGGCCACACUGUCACUAA
Fraxinus pennsylvanica is the source of this 333-nucleotide messenger RNA. The record is from the annotation of a GenBank genome assembly. Lineage: Eukaryota; Viridiplantae; Streptophyta; Magnoliopsida; Lamiales; Oleaceae.